Molecule: messenger RNA, 683 nt
Organism: Myotis lucifugus (little brown bat)
Lineage: Eukaryota; Metazoa; Chordata; Mammalia; Chiroptera; Vespertilionidae
Gene: CLXN
Product: EF-hand calcium binding domain 1
Exons: 5
Coding region: 70-549 (159 amino acids)
Molecular function (GO): calcium ion binding
Source: RefSeq, a predicted model, not a curated record
GGCCCAGCGAGGAUCCGGGCAGCCGCAUCCCUAGUCACCCGCCUCUGCCCGAUUUCCUGAGUGCACGGCAUGAACCGCAAGAAGUUGCAGAAGUUGACGGACACCUUAACUAAAAAUUGCAAGCAUUUAUUCCGAGGUUUUGAUAAAGACAAUGAUGGUUGUGUAAGUGUAUCAGAGUGGGUAUAUGGAUUAUCACUGUUUCUUCGAGGAACUUUGGAAGAAAAAAUGAAAUAUUGCUUUGAAGUGUUUGAUUUGAAUGGUGAUGGAUUCAUUUCAAAGGAGGAAAUGUUCCACAUGUUGAAGAACAGCCUUCUUAAACAGCCAUCUGAAGAAGACCCUGAUGAAGGAAUCAAAGAUUUGGUUGAAAUAACACUUAAGAAAAUGGAUCAUGACCAUGAUGGGAAACUGUCCUUCUCAGAUUAUGAACAAGCUGUGAGAGAAGAAACUCUUCUACUGGAAGCUUUUGGACCAUGUCUACCUGAUCCAAAGAGCCAAAUGGAAUUUGAAGUCCACAUAUUCAAAGAUCCAAAUGAAUACAUUGAUAUGUGAAUAACUAAAUGUCUGUGUUGCCUCAAAUGAGUAUAAAAAAGGAGGUGUCUAUGUAUUGUAUAUAUAUGUUUUUUAUUUAGAAAGAUGAUAUUGAAUUGUGUGUUUGGGUGGGGGAUGUUGUUCACUUACAUAUA